Molecule: messenger RNA, 945 nt
Organism: Loa loa (African eye worm)
Lineage: Eukaryota; Metazoa; Nematoda; Chromadorea; Rhabditida; Onchocercidae
Exons: 6
Coding region: 348-587 (79 amino acids)
Source: RefSeq, a predicted model, not a curated record
AAUGCACCUCACGCCUGGUCGCGUUUUGCAAAAAGACAUCCCACAAGUUAAUUACAAACUAGAGUUGAUGAGCUCCGUCUGGUCAUUAGUAUUUUUCUCCAGUCGUCUGCUGGUGCUAUUUCAUUGGGAGAAAUUCUGAUAUGUUGGGAUUCCCUCAAUCUCUGACGAAAUUAAAAAUGUCAGGCUGUGGAAAUCAGACAUCUGUGAAAAGCUGAAAACGGUGAAAUCAUCCAUCACAGAGAAGUGUAUAUGAUAUUCUGGAAGAGUGAAAUCAGUCAGCUGUCAGUGGUAAUUGAGGAUGAAAGGUACCUUUUACCGUCAAUACUUUCUGGUACUAAUUUUGUGUUAUGUAUUUUGAACUGAAUGAUAAGAUACAACAAGUUCGUCAUGAAUCGACGUGGAACAAUGUAGCUGUUUUUGUGGAUAACAAGCAUGUUUGCUUAUACCGACUAACCAUUUAUUCGAAGUACUGUGCGUAUUAUCGUUGUUCAACCUGUGAUCGAAUAUAUCAAGAGCGUCGUGAAGAAUCCGGGCAUAUUUUCAAAAUUAUUGAUGGUUCGUUGUUAGGAGAACGAGCAUUAUCAUAGCGAAGAUUGUAAACCAUUGUGGUAUGUUGGAUUAAAGAGUUUGAUUAUGACAGCCGUCUUCAAAUUGUUCGAGGACUUUUGGAAUUGUAGGAAACUAAGGCAAAUGUCAGAGAAAAGUCUAAUAGUCAGUGAAGAAGUCGCAACUGCAUCCAUGGAGCUACCGAAUGUUUUCGAAUGGUCGCGCCGCAGAAGUGUCCAAAACCUUGGAUAGAAUCGUGACAGUUUGCCAGCUUCAAAUGUAAAAAUGAGUGGGCUACAGCAGGAAACAAUAAACUGGACGAAUGAAGCAGCGGCAACCAUUGAUUCCACUUUUUUUUCUCGUUUUCUUCGUCUCUGGAACUGGUCCGAAAAGGUUGAU